AGUAUACUAUGGUUUUUUUCAUGACUAUUUUCAGAAUUAUUGUGAACCAUGUCUACAUCUGCAGCAUUACGUGGCUUCUCGGCAUCAACAGAUAAAAAUGUACUCAAACAUUACAUGUCACUGGAACAGCCUGAUGACAGGGUUAUGUGCGAGUAUCUCUGGGUGGACGGUACAGGAGAGGGAAUUAGAAGCAAAUGUCGAACUCUAGAAUAUGAACCACAAAAACCAGAAGAUUGUCCAGUAUGGAAUUAUGACGGAUCGAGUACAUACCAAGCGGAGGGAUCGAACUCGGACAUGUAUAUAUACCCUCGUGCAAUCUUCAGAGACCCAUUUAGACGAGGCAAAAACAAGCUCGUGCUGUGUGAAGUGUUCAAGUACAACAAUGAACCUGCAGAAACCAACAAAAGACUUACAUGCGCAAAAGUCAUGGAAGCGGCAAAGGACUCAAAACCUUGGUUUGGCAUUGAACAAGAGUAUACACUUCUGGAUUUUGACGGUUACCCAUUUGGCUGGCCAAAGAAUGGAUAUCCUGGACCUCAAGGACCUUACUAUUGCGGCGUUGGUGCUAACAAAGUAUACGGCCGUGACAUUGUAGAAGCUCACUACAGAGCUUGUUUGUACGCAGGCGUCAAAGUAGCCGGUUGUAACGCUGAAGUUAUGCCAGGACAGUGGGAAUUCCAAGUCGGUCCAUGCGAAGGGAUUGAAAUGGGUGACCAUUUAUGGAUUGGACGUUACCUGUUGCACAGAGUGGCGGAGGAUUUCGGUGUAAAUGCCACAUUAGACCCGAAACCUAUGGAAGGGGAUUGGAACGGGGCUGGGGCCCAUUGUAACUACAGCACGCUAGCAAUGAGACAAGAAGGUGGUUUAAAGGUAAUUGAAAAGGCAAUUGAGAAACUAUCCAAAAAUCACGUAAGACAUAUUCGGGCCUAUGACCCAAAAGAAGGGAAAGACAACGCUCGUCGACUGACGGGACUUCACGAGACUUCAAGUAUCCAUGACUUCUCGGCCGGAAUCGCAAAUCGUGGGGCUAGUAUCCGGAUCCCCCGACAGGUGGCAGCAGACGGGUACGGUUACUUGGAGGACCGCCGACCGUCUUCCAACUGUGAUCCUUAUACCGUCACUGAAGUAAUUGUACAGACAACAGUUUUGGAUAAGUGAACAAGACAUUCUGAGAUGACAAGUGAAAAAUGUUGUAACAAUUUUAUCUAGCAUAAUAGAAAGAUUUAUAUAUCUAUAAAUGUCAGAAUAUUUGAAUGGUUAGGGGUAAAUGUUCAUUUUUUCCCAUUCAUUAUAGCAAGUAAACCAGGAACGUUCCCGCUCACUUGUCAUUAUAGUGUUUACCACUUUAUACAAUUCUCCAUGAUUUGAGCUGGAAAUACUUUAUAACAUGUAACUAUCCAUGUUCAUGUAUUAUAUAGAUACAUUAAUGUCAUUUUCUUGACUUUGACAUUUAAUUAUCAAAAUAUUUUUGAUAUGUUUAUAUAUAUGUUUACUUUAAUGGGGGUGAGUCAUUGUUAUUUUCAUAUAAACUUGGAAUUAUUUACA
Molecule: messenger RNA, 1545 nt
Organism: Ruditapes philippinarum (Manila clam)
Lineage: Eukaryota; Metazoa; Mollusca; Bivalvia; Venerida; Veneridae
Product: glutamine synthetase 2 cytoplasmic-like
Exons: 6
Coding region: 49-1158 (369 amino acids)
Cellular component (GO): cytoplasm
Molecular function (GO): glutamine synthetase activity
Source: RefSeq, a predicted model, not a curated record